Mesocricetus auratus (golden hamster) is the source of this 3669-nucleotide messenger RNA. RefSeq names its product poly(ADP-ribose) polymerase family member 11 (gene Parp11). The coding region runs from base 421 to 1416 and encodes 331 amino acids. The transcript is spliced from 10 exons. Gene Ontology annotation, molecular function: NAD+ poly-ADP-ribosyltransferase activity. The record is from RefSeq and is a predicted model, not a curated record. NCBI's taxonomy places the organism in Eukaryota, Metazoa, Chordata, Mammalia, Rodentia, Cricetidae.
CAGGCGGAAGUCGGGAGGUUCGAUGUUCCGAAGACGCCAGCUUGUGACGGGGAGGGGGAGGAGGAAGGCUUCCGUAAAAAGGUGCCUUUCGGUCCCUCCGCUCCCGGGGACCCUCGGCAAAAGCCCACCAUACCGACCCCGCGGCUAACCCCUCCCUCAGGCUCUCUCCGCUCGAUUUCGCACCGUUACGUGGGAAGCGAAUCCGGUGCAGCCUGAUGUAAUCACAAGGGGCCUUCCAAGUUAAAGAUGGGAACAAAGAAGCACUGUGCCAUGGAGGAAAGCAGCAUCGAGGAGCAGCUAAUCAACUUGCAAAACAUGAAGGAGUAAAAACAAGGACAUAAUCAGAAAAGUAUUCAUUGGAAAGUAGCUGGGCACGACUAAAAAAAUAAAGUGAACUAGCCCUUUCACGGAGCUCAGAAGAUGUUUCACAAGACAGAGGAGUUCUUUCCUAAGAAGACUGAGAAUGAUGUGGACGACAUGGACACAUCGGACACGCAGUGGGGCUGGUUCUACCUGGCGGAAUGUGGGAAGUGGCACAUGUUUCAGCCGGAUACCAACAUUCAAUGUUCAGUUAGCAGUGAAGAUAUCGAAAAAAGCUUCAAAACAAACCCUUGUGGCUCCAUUUCCUUUACCACUUCCAAAUUCAGCUACAAGAUAGACUUUGCAGAGAUGAAGCAGAUGAACCUCGUCACUGGAAAACAGCGCCUAAUAAAGAGGGCUCCUUUCUCCAUCAGUGCCUUCAGUUACAUCUGUGAAAAUGAGGCCAUCCCUAUGCCAACACACUGGGAGAAUGUGAAUACCGAAGUUCCCUACCAGCUGGUCUCCCUGCAGAACCAAACGCAUGAGUAUAAUGAAGUUGCCAGUCUCUUUGGGAAAACAAUGGAUCGGAACCGAAUUAAAAGGAUUCAAAGGAUUCAAAACUUAGACUUGUGGGAGUUCUUUUGCAGGAAAAAGGCUCAGCUCAAGAAAAAGAGAGGUGUCCCUCAGAUCAAUGAGCAAAUGCUGUUUCAUGGCACCAGCAGUGAAUUUGUGGAAGCAAUUUGCAUUCACAACUUUGAUUGGAGAAUCAAUGGUGUACACGGCGCUGUCUUUGGAAAAGGAACGUAUUUCGCUAGAGAUGCUGCAUACUCCAGUCGUUUCUGCAAAGAUGACAUCAAGCAUGGUAACACAUUCCAGAUUCACGGGGUCAGCGUACAGCAGCGACAUCUGUUCAGAACCUAUAAAUCCAUGUUUCUUGCUCGAGUGCUAAUUGGGGAUUACAUAAACGGAGACUCCAAAUACAUGAGACCUCCUUCCAAAGAUGGGAGCUAUGUGAAUUUGUAUGACAGCUGUGUGGAUGACACCUGGAACCCAAAGAUCUUUGUGGUGUUUGAUGCCAACCAGAUCUACCCCGAGUACUUGAUAGACUUUCACUGACCCCGCUUCCCAGGCUCAGUGGUCAAAGCUUUGCUCUCAUUGCAGGAGGAUUUGGCCCCCUGUCUUCUAGCAGAUGAAUAGAAACCUUGGGUACUUUUGAAACAGAUGCAGGAAAGGCUGCAAUCCCUUAGAUAAAGAAGUCCUGGCUGUCAGGUUGUCACAUGUCCUUGUUUCUGUCCGUUACAGUUUCCUUAAAGACCAACACUGUUGCUAUUUUAACAUACAGCAAUGAAAGAUGCCACUUAAAACCCAAUGGGUUCAGUCUCAUUACCAAGACCAGGUGGUCUUUAAAGUUCACAUUUAUGAUCAGUCCCUUUACAAAGUGAGUUUUGGCAGUAUUGUCUGUCAGUGAGCACGUCCCUUUUUUGGUCUUCUGAAGGGGGCUUUAAAACCCUGAAACAGCCCCUGGUGCUCCAAGAAGAAGAAACAAAGACAUGGUCUGCCACGCUGGCAGACAAGCUAGCAGAAGAGAGACAGAGCCUGCUUCCCACUGUUUUAGGAAGGUGGGCUGUAGCCCAGAGCUGUUCACACCAUUCUCACCUACCUCCCACAGCUGAGCUGACCAUGGCUGCCAGUGGUCAUGAGCUCACAGUUCAGCCCCCAUUGCUCUGUGGUCCCUGCCCCAAGAUGUUUAUUUUCUCUUUAUUUUCCAGGCCCUGCAGUGAUCAUUUCUAAGAGGCUUUAUCUCUGUCCACAGACACCCCCCCACACACACGCGUGUAGCUGCUCCAUGGUGACCCCUAAGAUCCACAUGUCUUAGUAGCUGGGUACCUCCAUUUUGAAUGAUUAUGGAGAGCAUGGGAUGCUGGGAAGAUGUCUGGUUUCUUUAGAGUGAUGACUGGCAGCUCCCAGCUCCUGAGCAACUGUAUCACUUAGAGUUGUGCUCAUGGCUCUGUGUGCCUCUCCGCUUGCCUGCUGUGCUGUCCUGAAGAUGAAGAUGAAGGCACCGGCUCCCUGCCAUCGGUGUUCUAGCAGAGGUUAGACAACCCCGGGACAGUGCUGAUUGUCCUCCCAGCGUUGCCUUUCCCGACUCCUCAUGGGAAAGAUCAGUCCCCAAGCCUCACCAGCACCUCUUGCUAACUCUUAAUACCGUAUCUUGUCUCUGUUAUCCCCACCCGGCUUUGGCUGAGAGAACGUGAGCACAAUUUAGCUUCUGGUGCCCGGCCUGUAUUCUCUUCAAUCAUUUGAAUCAGGGAGCAUCUACAAAUAAUAUGUAUGUGGGACAGGAUGAGGGACGGCGACUCUUUCAGUUUCCUCCAUCACUAGAUUUUCAUAAUAACCCUUUUAUAAUUGUACAGUGGAUUGUACAUAAACAGCACACAGGAAACUGUAUGCAUAAUACCUUGGGGCACUGUGGCAAUAAUGACUUCCUGGCUCCAAUGUAUAGGUCCACCAUUGGUUUAAGAAAGGAGGAUAGAGAAUAUACAUUUUAAAACCAACAGUGGUUACUACAGAAGUGCCUGGAAGCAAAUUGGCUACGCUGCCUACCUGCUCACCAAAACAAAAAACCAGUGUUAGUCAUUAAGUGUUCAAGGUCCAGCAAUCUCCUCUAGCUAUGUUCAUGCAAAGUAUUGGGGUCUCUCUUUUCAGGCUGUCCCCCAGUUUUCCAUGCACACUUCUCUCAAUACUUGAAUGGAAUGGCUGUUGUAGUUGGGGUUGUUUUCUUUUAGACUUGUGUAUCCCUGUCGAGGUGACUGAGAAGGCAGGCAGUCUGUACAAUCAGUCUCCUUCCUUGGUUUGCAUGAGGAAGGCAGGGCAAGUCACAGAGCCGCUGCCCUAAGGACCCGGCAUUGUUGCUGUUGGACUGCCAGCCCUCUUUACAAGGAAGAUGUGAUUUUGAUACAUGUUUUAAACUAUAACAACAUAGAAUUCACUCAUGUUAAACUUUGACUUGUUUUGUCUGGUAAGUGUACAGUAGAGCAUCAUUUCCUCUGCUCAUCAAAUCCAGGGUGUGGGGAGAGUAAUGGGAGCCAUUUCAUAGUGAUGACCUGUGCUACAAAGCUGGCUGCAUAAAUUCCCUUGAGUACAAACUUGUCUUUUCCCUGUGUGGAGUCUAGGUAGGGUAAAAAGAAAUGUGUUUAUGGAAAACAUUUUCCUAAGUCUUUUAUCUCCCACCAGGAACUGUUAAGAUUAAUGGAUUAUUUUAUUUCUAGACUGGUGGUGGUGGCAGUCAUGAUGGAGAAUUCUGAUAUUUAAUGUCUGAGUGUAUUGUUUCCACAAUUGUUGAUUAAAAUUUUCUGUAUCAGGUCUUGA